UCUGUUCUUGUAAAAAUAGACUGUCUAGCAGAAAACUAUACUAGCUCAUUAGUAUGCAUGAGAUAGAAAUAACACUUCGUACGCCAUCAUGGUCGAGUCAAGCUUGUAUUCAUCCAUGUUGAAUAUUUUAGAAGUUUGUUGCUCAGUUUCGUUAUAUAAGAAUUAACCACGACGUCGUUUACAGGAUUUCCGGAAGCUAUACAUGGACACUUCGUCCAUAAUAACACAAGUUCAACGAGAUGACGAACAACUUAAUACGUUUCCUCCAUCGGAAAAUGGCACGCCGGCGAACAAUGCCAAUAAUAAUGCCAUGAAGAAGCCGAGAAACCGAGGAAUAUUCAGUUCCUUUUUCUGCUGUUUUGGUACAACCAACAACAACAAUCCUCCGUCUAAUUGUCAGGUGCCUGUGGUGGAGGAGAAUGGCAACCCACGGGCACCACCAGAAAAGUACCUGCUAUCACAGGUGCGGCACCAGGACAUGAACAGGAAAUGUGUUGUCAUAGACCUGGACGAGACUCUAGUCCACAGCUCAUUUAAGCCAAUUAAUAAUGCUGACUUCAUCGUUCCGGUGGAGAUAGAGGGAACAGUACACCAAGUGUAUGUACUAAAGAGGCCUUAUGUUGAUGAAUUCCUGAAAAAAAUGGGUGAAAUGUUUGAAUGUGUGCUGUUUACAGCCAGUCUGGCCAAGUAUGCCGACCCAGUGGCAGACCUCCUUGAUAAAUGGGGUGUGUUUCGGGCUCGCCUUUUCAGGGAAUCCUGUGUCUUUCAUCGGGGCAACUAUGUCAAGGACUUAAGCCGAUUGGGGAGAGAUUUGGACCAGGUGGUAAUCAUCGACAACUCCCCAGCUUCUUACAUCUUCCAUCCAGACAACGCUGUACCAGUACAGUCGUGGUUUGAUGAUAUGACUGACACAGAACUAAUGGAUUUAAUACCAUUCUUCGAAGGUCUCUCUAAGGUGGAUAGUGUUUAUACACUGCUUCAGAAUGCCAAUACAACCAACACAGAUUCUUCAUAGUAGUGGCGUUAUUGACCUGAAGGUCAAGGUUGUAUGUGAUGACCUUAACCAAACUUUCAAGGUCUUGUUUGAUGGUGAUGAUCAUGCAUUUGACCUUUUUUAUAUUUAACAUAUGCAAAGAUGACCUCAUAAAAACAUUUUGGUGAGACAGAAAAGGAAGACUUUAUGAAGUUUUCUGUCUGAGAUCGCAGCGGGGACUGCCGACAUUUGGUCAGAUGUGUUUUUGAGGUUGUGAUUUUGUGUUUUAGAACAAACAGGCAUCAGAGAACAGCAAACCACCACCUCCACCAGGGCAUUCAGCAUUCACUGGUGUAUAUGUCACAGAUUGAAGAGCCAGGCUGCAAUAACAAAUUAAUCAUUCAUUGCAGAGUUAUGGGCCCUGGUUCUUCAAAGUCAAACUUGACCUCGUCUGUUACUAAAUAUUCAUUACGGGUGGAAUAGUGGUACUGAACAACCUGUACAUGUGUUAGCUUGUGUACUGGCUCAGGGUGGAAUAAUGGUACUGAACAACCUGUACAUGUGUUAGCUUGUGUACCGGCUUAGGGUGGAAUAGUGGUACUUAACAACCUGUUCAUGUGUUAGCCUGUGUACUUGCUCAGGGUGGAAUAAUGGUUCUGAACAACCUGUACAUGAGUUAGCUUGUGUACCUGUUCAGGGUGGAAUAAUAGUACUGAACAACCUGGACAUGUGUUAGCUUGUGUACUUGCUCAGGGUGGAAUAGGGGUACUGAACAACCUGUGCAUGUGUUAGCUUGUGUACCGGCUUAGGGUGGAAUAAUGGUCCUGAACAACCUGUACAGGUGUUAGCUUGUGUACCUG
This is a messenger RNA of Mizuhopecten yessoensis (Yesso scallop), 1833 nucleotides long. Its product is annotated as carboxy-terminal domain RNA polymerase II polypeptide A small phosphatase 1-like. NCBI's taxonomy places the organism in Eukaryota, Metazoa, Mollusca, Bivalvia, Pectinida, Pectinidae. The coding region runs from base 203 to 1015 and encodes 270 amino acids. The transcript is spliced from 8 exons. The record is from RefSeq and is a predicted model, not a curated record. Gene Ontology annotation, molecular function: RNA polymerase II CTD heptapeptide repeat phosphatase activity.